Molecule: messenger RNA, 6817 nt
Organism: Haliotis rufescens (red abalone)
Lineage: Eukaryota; Metazoa; Mollusca; Gastropoda; Lepetellida; Haliotidae
Product: protein disulfide-isomerase TMX3-like
Exons: 14
Coding region: 46-1383 (445 amino acids)
Biological process (GO): peptidyl-cysteine oxidation
Cellular component (GO): endoplasmic reticulum
Molecular function (GO): protein disulfide isomerase activity
Source: RefSeq, a predicted model, not a curated record
UCAAAAUCAUUCUAUACUUUUGGUGCAGCACUGUUAUGUUGAAACAUGGCGGCUCCCAUGACAGAAAUUUUGGUCCUUGUUUUGGCUCUGGUGUCAGCUUGUGCGGCCCAACUAGAGCUUGAUGACCGAUUCUUAGAGCAGAGGAAAGAGGGAUUCUGGUUGGUGCAGUUCUACGCCCCAUGGUGUGGUCAUUGCAAGAAGCUGGAGCCCAUCUUCCACCAGGUAUUCCGCGAACUCAGGAGCACGCCAAUCCGGGUUGGCAAGAUAGAUGCCACAAGGUUCUCAAGUGUGUCCUCAGAGUUUGACGUCCGAGGCUUUCCGACUAUCAAGUUUUUCAGUGGAGAUAAUGUCUACACCCACAGAGGAGACAGGACAAAAGAAGAUAUUAUGGAAUUUGCUCAGCGGGCCCAAGGCCCUGCGGUGAGGAAGUUGGCCAGUGUUGGGAAGUACAAUGAGGCAAAGAGUCAGCACACUGACAAUGUCUUCUUCCUGUUUAUUGGUGAUGAUGACGUGAACGAUGAUCUCUAUUCUAUGUAUGCAUCAGUAGCAGAGAAAUAUCUAGUUCAAGGAUAUUUCUAUGCUGGGACCAGAAACAUACUGCCAGAAGCCCUUAAGGUAAAAUUGAAGGGCUAUCCAUCAGUGGUGGUAUUUAAAGAUGGGACGUACUACGAAUAUGAAGAUGAAGAUGGCGUUGUACGGAGGAGCUCAUUGGACAGAUGGGUGAAUAGGGAACGCUUCCCAGCAUUCCCCCGUGUAGCAGGUGGUGGUCUGAAUGAGAUGGCGGACACCGGCAAGUUGAUGGCCAUUGCCGUGGUCAACCUCGAGGAAGAGGACUUCAAGCAGGAGAACAACAGAAUAAAAAGUAUAGCACAGCAGAUUGCCAGUGAGCCCCGGGGGCACCUGCACAGCAAGUUCCAGUUUCUGUGGAUGAAUGAUGUGGACACCGCCAACAGCAUUACCAUGUCCUUCCUCAGCACGCCCACUGUCUUUGUCCUUGACCCAGAGAAGCACAUGCACUACUUCCCAGAAUCCACUGUGACAGACUUCACAGUAGCUUCCUUCAAGCAGUUCCUGCAGGAUGUGGAGGAGGGAAACAUUCAGGGAUCUGGAGGGACGGGGUUCUUCCAGAGACUCCUGAGACUUGGCUAUGACCUGGUGUCGACAGUUGUGAGCAUCUGGCAGGCAUCCCGCUGGCUGUUCCUGCUGAUGUUUGGCCUGCCCACCAUCAUCAUCAGCGUGGUGUGCUACAGCCUGUGCUGCAUGGAGCCCAUCGACGACGAGUUGGCCGAGGACGAAGAUGAAGAUGAGGACUACAUGCUGGAGGAAGAGGAAGCAGGUGAAAUUCAGCCAUCAAAAACAGAAGAAGACAAGAAAACUGACUGAGGGAAAUCACUUAACAAUCUUUAGAUUUUGUAGUGAUCCUUGGAGUCUUGUCAAAAUAGCCAUGAAGUUGACACCAAAUGUCGACUCCAUUGCUUUACUAUUUGGUCCCCUCAAGAACAAACACUGAUAUGGUUUACCAACAAACAGUUUAAGAAUAUUCCACCUUAAUUGAAACUAUGGUUCAAGUGAUAUGAGGCAAUAGCAAAUAUACAAUACUUUUUUUUUAAUGACAACUUAAAUCUCUCAUGAAUAACUACUCCAACUAUUAGACACAUCUUCUACUUGUUGUCCAUCAUUUACCCUUGCAGCAACAAUGAAUAUGUGUUAGCAGGCUGGAAUAAAAAUAAUUAUUAGAACGGAUCCCCAUCCUCAUCUCUACUUAUCUAUGCUAAUACUGAUAAAGUGAAAACAUUGAGGUUUGAUCACGUGAUUACUAUCUGGUAAAGCUCCGGCAGUCAGGUGACUAAAUUCAGGCUAUAUUGUGCAGCGUGUGCAGCCAUGAGAGUAUAUACAUUACCAGCAUGAACUGAAAGAAAAGAAACGUGCAGAUGCUGUAUUUAAAGCACUAUUGACCAAGUAUAACUGUUUACAAUCGCCUGACUAUCGAAUUGAUUCUGGAUUGUAACCAUGUGAUCAAAACUCAAAUGUGUUUUAUCGCUAGUUAAAUGGAUGUUUCUUGAAAAGCACACUUAACACUCCUUGUCAGUACUGUACGUAAUAUUCCUUGUUUUCGCUUUAUGAGUAUUAGUACACAUGCAGCCAUCUGUUAAUUAAUCAUUGCGAUAUUUCAUGAUUCUAUUUCAAGUGGCAAGGACUUUACAUAUAAUCCCUUCUGUCUUCAUUUGUAUAAAAUCAUUUUAUUUUAUUGUAUAUUUUAUCUCAUGUAUAAAAGUGUAAAAUACCUCCUGUUUUCGUUUUGAAAAUUCGAAAGAAAAUCUAAUGAUUUAUUGAUUAUGGCCUUAAAUCUGGUUUCUUUAGAAUCUUGGUCAAGAGAUGUUUCUCCAAAAGGGGGUAAUCUGGUAGCUGAACACACUCAUAAUUGCAUUACCAUAAAAUCACAAUCACAACCAAAGUUCUUGAAGAUGUGUGUAAGGUAAUGUUCUGUGGAACACAUUAUCAACUUGUUGUGGCUUAAAUUGAACAAAUAAAAGUAAGUCCGUGAGUGUUGUAGACUGCAGUCAAUAUUCCAGCAAUGGAAUGACAACCAAGUCAGGUCUGGACGGGCAACCCAGUGGUUGAAAGCAUGAACACCUUCUCAUGCUGUCUUGGUAUAAUUUGGAAUUUAUUCAGGAAUUAUCAUGUUGGCAUAUGUCAACUAAGUCAUUGAUAUCUUGUAAACUGGAGAUCAAACUAAUGAAUGUUGCCAAGCUUUGGAUAUAGCAAAUAUUAGUUUUAUCCAAAGAAGGCUUAAAUGAACUUGUAGUGUAGAAAAAACUAUGUACCUGUACAUUACUUUCAGUUAAUUUUUUGUUAACACCUCAUCAUCAUUUCUAUUUGAUAGUGAUUCAUAAACACAUGCUCAUGAUAUAGUUGGAAUCUUACAAUCGACUCUGCUUUAUGCAGAGUUUUCUUUUGGAUAUGGAAAGGGUUUUGUCGCUAUAUUUAUAGAGGUGUGUUGUAUUUGAUUGUACGGAAUGAAGAGAAAUACUUUCUUAAUGGACACACAGCUGACAUCCUCACAGAAUGAUGAAGAUAGAUACGUUUGUGAAAAAAAAAGUACUAUGCUUGGGACGAUGACAAUAUUUUUAACAGGUAGUUCCUUUUGUGCACAUGGUACAGUAUAAACUGUUGUCAGCCAGGUGCAAAUAUUGUCAUAGGUGACAGCACCAUUCUCCCCCUGCGUACAUUUGGACUGUGCCAGUCAUUUAUGUUCAGUGGUCACAACGCAGGUCUCAUCUUUUGCUAUACAGUAGCCGCGAUUACCUCCUGAAGUAAUGUAAGAACAAAAAUUAUGGCUCACAGACUUGCAGGAACCAUGAGACUAGGUUUGUUACACAGUUGCCACGAUUAUUCCUGAAGUAAUGCAAGAAAGUAAAUUAUAGCUCACAGACUUGCAGGAACCGUGAGACUAGGUUUGUUUUGCAGUAGCCACGAUUGUUCCUGAAGUAAUGUAAGAAAGUAAAUUUUAGCUCACAGACUUGCAGGAACCAUGAGACUAGGUUUGUUAUGCAGUAGCCCAAUUGUUCCUGAAUUAAUGUAAGAAAGUAAAUUUUAGCUCACUGACUUGCAGGAACCGUGAGACUAGGUUUGUUAUGCAGUCACCACAAUUGUUCCUGAAGUAAUGUAAGAAAGUAAAUUUUAGCUCACAGACUUGUAAGAAACCGUCAGACUAGGUUUGUUAUGCAGUAGCCACGAUUGUUCCUGAAGUAAUGUAAGAAAGUAAAUUUUAGCUCACAGACUUGUAAGAAACCAUGAGACUAGGUUUGUUAUGCAGUCGCCACGGUUGUUCAUAAGGUAAUGUAAGAAAAUAAACUUUAGCUUUCAGACUUGUAAGAACGUAAAUUAUGGCUCACAGACCUUCAGCAACCGUGAGAAAAGUUUUGUUAUACAGUAGCCACAAUUACCUCCUGAAGUAACAUAAGUAUGUAAUUUAUGGCUCAGUCUUGCAGGAACGUCAAGAAGAGGUCUAUUAUACAUUAGCCAGGAUUACCUCCUGAAGUAAUGUAAGUACAUAAGUUAUGGCUCACAGAAUCUCAGGAACCAUAGGAAUAGGUUUGUUAUAUCUGUAGUUCAACCACGAAUGUAUCAGCUCCCUCAACAACAUUGACCAAAUAUUUUAUCAUUUUAAAUUUCAUAUUGCAUGAAAUGACCAGAAAACUUUGCUGCAAAUUUUACAAACCCAAUGGCAACUAGCAAAGCCAUUUCUUUGUUCCAUGAAUAAUUGAAUUGUGCUAUUUGCAUUUGUAAUUUCAGUAGUGAAAAUGAGGUUUAAUUCUGAGUAUUGCCAUGUUGAGUAUAUAUGAUUGGUACACUCACCUUUAGUAACUUUCUAUAUCAUAGAAAUGGUGACAGAAUGUUAUGUUGUUUAUCAAUCACAUGUUGAGAAAUAUCAGAAGCAUCAGCCAAACAGUAUCUCCAUGUGGCAUGUGUGGAGUUUUUAGCUAUGAAGGUAUAUUGAAAUUUGUCAGAAAUUAAUUAAUUCUGUAUGAUGUGACUGGUGAAGGGAACUAUAUCAGUUGUGUUUACACUGUAUCUUAAUUAAUUUUUAAAAUUUAUUUAUGUAUUUCCCAAACCCAAAUUCAUUUUUUGAAAAACCCACUAAAAUAUGAAAAGCAGUAUAUUUUCCCUCAGGCUGAAAUAGCUAUUUCUUUCUUUUCUGAACAGCAUGUGUCAUCCCAAGAAAUAAGAAGAAUAUUACCCUAUGUUUUUAAAUUGUAGUUUAUAUAAUGGAUUGUUAAUAUGUCUUCAGAAUCAUAGAAAAAAGAAAUUUAUGUGAUAUUGUUAACUCAGUUGUUAAAAUUUUGAAAUUGUCAAAAUCAAUUUGGUGACAUAAAAUCCUCUAAAGUCAUUGACUUUAUUAAUGAUUAGAAUGUUAAUUUAAAUCAUUCAAUACCUGAUUUAUUUUAAGAUAAUUUUAUAAUAAUUUUUCCGACCACAGAUUGACAUAUUGCGUAAAGUGUUCUAUUUCUGAGGUACCGGUAAGAUAUGAUGUAUGAAUCGGAUGUGUAUGGAUACAGUUUGUUCAAAUAGUCUUGCUGUGAGUUGCCCUCAGAGAGUUUGUACUUGUUGUGAGUUAGUUGUUCUAGUCUUAGAUUAGUGGAUUUAAGCAGGGAACUUAAAAAUAGUCAUCAAGCAAUCCCCAUCGACUGGAAGACCCAAAGUACCAUGUGACCUAAAUAUGUCUAAAUGGAAUUCCCUGUAUGCACAAGCUGGCGCUAUGAUAUUUUGAUGAAACACACACCACCAAAAAAUGAAAAAAAGUCUGUUUUAAUUUCCUAAAGCUUACAUCCAUGCAGUUUAUGAAAUGUCUACUCAAUAAAAGUUGCACCGUUUUGUCAACAUUUGAGAUAAUGGGGGUCAUGUCAUUUUGCAACCAAGCCAAGUGUUUUUCUAAUGUUAUUUCUGUGGUUGAGGUUAAUAUUCUUUAAGAUUGUUUGAUGUCAAUGUAUUAGACAGUAGUACUGUUUUUGAUGUGUUAAUAACAAAUUUGAACAUUCGGGUUAUAUUGAUAACACAGUUUGAACUCAUUGACAAUGAUAUAUGUUAUGUGUAGCCAUGGUAUUAUCCCGCAGGAAUAUGUACCCAUAUGUUUACACUGUCUGAAGCUUAUUUACCCUGGCAUCUGUACAAUUCUCCUUAUUUAAGUUUAACUUAAUUUUUUUCAAGUUAAUUUAUAUUUGAUUGAUUGAAAUACAUUUGUUUUUUUUAGUGUCAGGUUUUUCCCAUAUCUUAGUUUAUCAAUCCAAUGGUCCUAUAUUUCACAAAUAAGGAAGAAAUUUAAGAUUAUGAGGGCAGUCACUUCUAUUCCCUCCAAAUCUGUGAAUAUUUUCAGAAAACAAAGCUAAUGUCAUGGGCAAUUGCCAAUUUAAAAGGUGUUCUAUUAUCUAACAACAUGUUAUCUUUCUCCCUGCACCCAAAACUUCACAAUUUUGACAUGACAUACAAUUAUUUAUUUUUUAUUCACGCCAAAUCUAACCAAUAUUACUGAUUAUAAAUGUUCAAAGUAGGUCAAUGGCUAAGAGAGUAACUCUUUUACCACACUUGAAUAUUUUUUUAAAAUUUUCACCUAUCUAACAAUAAAUUAUUCACUUGAAAAGUUUUAUGUUAUUUUCAUUUCAAUGAUUUACCCUACCUGUUGAAAAAUAUCUGUAAUAAAAACGAGGCUGAACCAGAGAAUCAAUGUGAAGGCAACUGCUAGCAGAGACCAUAAUUUUUUAUUUUUAUUUUAUGGUUUCUGUAGCUAGUGAACCCUUUUACCAAUGUUUCUUGAAUACUGACCCUUUCCCAUUUGCUAUAAUAUUAAUGGAUCAGUUGAGUUUGAGGUUCCGUUGUGUAACAGAUGAUCAGAGCUUUACUUCAUGACAUAAUGUUAUAAGAUUUUACUUACAGAUUUUGUGCAAUAAGUAUGAUUAGCAUGUGGGAGUGUACAUACUUAAGUCUGGAAACUUGAUGAUUGUGUUAGUCUGUUAUAUAUUCUAUCAUCUACAUGUAUGUGUGGCUGUUUUUGAUAUAUAUUCAAUUUAAUUCAUGUUGUUUUCAUUGGCUCAUUUAUUUUACAACUUCUGGGACAUAUUGCUACAAUGACUUUGAUCAUAAUGCUUUGCAGAUCACUGUGACAUCAUCAUUACAAUGACAUCACAAUCCAGUGACAUCACUAAUCUCUCUGCCACUGAGGCUGGCUUGUUGUAACGUUUACACUCAAGACACUGGUUAAUACUGUUUAUGAACAGAAGUUAGAAGAAUGAUUUUGGAUAAUAAAUAGAAUUUCUACUGA